Lentinula edodes (shiitake mushroom) is the source of this 524-nucleotide messenger RNA. Its product is annotated as like-Sm ribonucleoprotein. The record is from RefSeq and is a predicted model, not a curated record. Bases 81 to 335 code for a protein of 84 amino acids. Gene Ontology annotation, cellular component: U6 snRNP; U4/U6 x U5 tri-snRNP complex; Lsm1-7-Pat1 complex. Gene Ontology annotation, biological process: mRNA splicing, via spliceosome. Gene Ontology annotation, molecular function: RNA binding. The transcript has 5 exons. NCBI's taxonomy places the organism in Eukaryota, Fungi, Basidiomycota, Agaricomycetes, Agaricales, Omphalotaceae.
UCUUUCCUUGCGUAAUAAACUUUCUCAGUACAAACCAGGUACAAACAUGGAGGAUUGUUUCGUUUACCGGCGCUUUUUUAAUGGCCUCUCAAGUACUACCACUAGAAUUGAUCGAUAAAUGUAUUGGUUCUCGGAUAUGGGUUGUGAUGAAGAGCGAACGUGAAUUUACAGGGACUCUACUUGGUUUCGAUGAUUUCGUCAACAUGGUUCUCGAGGAUGUCACGGAAUACGAAAUGACACCACAAGGAACAAAAAAGACGAAACUAGGCCAGACGCUGUUGAAUGGGAAUAACAUCUGCAUGCUAAUUCCUGGUAGCGAUGGACCAGAAUCAUAGCGGAUGCCAUAUGGAUGGUUCUCAUUCCGCUAAGACCUCCGCAAUGUAGAGAAUUUGAUAGCCCAUUCAUAUCAAUACUUGUACAAUAUCUCAUAAAAACCUUGACCUUGUCGUUGGUACUGUUCUCCGUCCAUAACCACGUGACUUAGUCGAGAUUCAAUAAUUUGAAUUCUAUCAGCUUCCACUUGU